CUUUUGCCAAUCUGUAGAUGGGUUUUAAAAUGUGCGAUAUCUAUUUUCCGUGUUCGCAAGUGUUGCUCUUCAUUUCCUAACCUUUGAUUAAGCCAACGAAUAACAUCCAAAAUGACACAGUAUUUGGAUAGAUUCAUUCCCAGCCGCACCAGCAUCAAUUUCGAUGGUUUUCGUGUCGGUCGGUCAACAAACGACUUAUACGAUGUCCAGCUGGAUGAUGAAGAUGAUGCUCUCCACCGAAUAUUUUUAAAUACUGCCAGGAAAGCGAACUAUUUGGUAAACUAUAAGAAACGGAUUUCAGAUGUGCUGAAUAUUAAGCAUUCAAACAUGAUUAUUUCUAAUAAAAAGCGCUCAGCCCGUUAUAUACCUAAGACAUCUCCCUGGCCUGUUAAGGCCAGAAAGCAGCCUUUGCUACAUCAGCCGCACGCUGCACUUGACAUGCCCAAUAUCAACCAAGUGGAGACACAUAUGUAUAGACACGUUAUUGAUUGGGGACGAAAAGGACAAAUUGCCACAAUAUUUUUUGGUGAGGUCCAUUUAUGGAGCUCUAGAAAUGGAGAAAUUGCUUACACAAACACUGGGAGAACCGUUUGUGACUGUCUCAAAUGGAAUCGAACCGGCAGUCGAAUUGCAGUAUCGAGAACCAAAUCUGGCAUAAGCAUUAUCGAUGGUGCAACUUUAAAAAUCCAUGAAACAGUAACGUGUCCCUGUCGCACCUGUAAAGUAACAGCUUUUGAGUGGACAAAAAAUAACAAUAUUAUUGCGGGAUGUUCUACAGGCUCCAUAAGUGUAAUAGGCGUAACAGAGAUAAAGUACGCUUGUCGAAUUGUAAAUGAUCCGAUUAUCGACUUACAACUAUCGUGCGAUGAGACCUAUCUGAUGGUUGGCACAAAGAAUAAUGAUUUACAUAUUUUCCAAUGGCCUAUUGAACUAAAUGGGGUACCAAAAUCAGCUUUUUUAUUUCAUAGUCAUAAGUUCCGAAAGUGUGCAGCAUGGCAUCCAUGGAAAAAUUCUAUUUUAGUCAUAGGAUAUAUACCCGAUAACAAAAUAUCCGUAUGGAACAUCAACUCUAGGAAAUGUAUUGAUUAUAGCACUGUUGAGCCAUUGUUUAAGAAAGCUUCAGAUUGUAUUUUAGAUUAUCUUACUUUCUGUCCGAUGUCUGGAGAACUUGUGGUCAGUUUUUACUAUGAAAACUCUGACUCCGAUGAAGAUAAUGGAUGUAACUUUCUAACUGUAUUCAGUGAUUUACACACUCGCGUGGAUGAGAUUCGAUAUCAUGUGGGAAGGGUGCCUUAUGCACUUUGGAAUCAACAUGGAACAAAGUUAGCAACUUUAAGCACGGAUGAAAAUCUCGUUAUAUGGGACUUCUUUGGAAAAGAAUCAAAAGCUAGAAUUCAUGCCAUAAAGAAAGCUGCGAAAUUCCCUGGCAUUUUUGAUUCUCGGUUUCAAUUUGGAUCGUUUUUAAGAUGAUAAUAUUUAUACAUUGUUUCCUGUAUUUUAUUUUAGCAUAGUUUCGUUGUUUCUGACUGUACUGGAUUUAAAUGUCAACUUUUUGGCUACCUAUAUUGCUGGAUCUAUUUCGAGCCACUAACGUUAAAUUUCGAAUAAUGCACAUAUUUAUUGGUUAUUCAGCGUGAGCACCUACUUCCAACUAAAUCAGCUAUAAUUGUUAUUGAAAUAAAAUCUAAUGUAGUUGUAGUUGUAGAAUGCGUUUUUGCUGUAGAAGUGUUUAUUUAUAAAUUGCCAACAAAUAGGA
Messenger RNA from Dendroctonus ponderosae (mountain pine beetle), 1756 nucleotides. RefSeq names its product protein cortex. The transcript has 8 exons. Gene Ontology annotation, biological process: positive regulation of anaphase-promoting complex-dependent catabolic process; anaphase-promoting complex-dependent catabolic process; positive regulation of ubiquitin protein ligase activity. Gene Ontology annotation, cellular component: anaphase-promoting complex. Gene Ontology annotation, molecular function: ubiquitin ligase activator activity; anaphase-promoting complex binding; protein binding. Lineage: Eukaryota; Metazoa; Arthropoda; Insecta; Coleoptera; Curculionidae. The record is from RefSeq and is a predicted model, not a curated record. The coding region runs from base 112 to 1470 and encodes 452 amino acids.